This is a messenger RNA of Scatophagus argus, 4761 nucleotides long. It is a transcript of the gene gaa2, whose product is annotated as alpha glucosidase 2. The record is from RefSeq and is a predicted model, not a curated record. Gene Ontology annotation, molecular function: carbohydrate binding; alpha-1,4-glucosidase activity. Gene Ontology annotation, biological process: carbohydrate metabolic process. The coding region runs from base 189 to 3116 and encodes 975 amino acids. Lineage: Eukaryota; Metazoa; Chordata; Actinopteri; Scatophagidae. The transcript is spliced from 21 exons.
UUAGUGAAUGCGGCAUAAAGAUAAACAGACGUGAGCCAUGCAGACAGCUGUGGUUGUCUGCGAUGAGAGUUUCAGACGUAGCUAACACAACAUUUAUUUAAAGAAAACUUUGUUCUGUAUGCUGUGUUUUUUCCUGUCUAUAGGAUUCAGACUAUUUGGUCACUCGCUUUAACAAACAAACCAUCAGGAUGGUGUCAUACAGGCGGCUGAACCCUGAAGAUGUUCACUUUUCCAGUGCAGUUUUGUUAGAAGAACCUCGUCCUGUCCAGGAAGAAGUUCAAGUGCCGGAGCCAGAAGAAACCUCUUUGCUUCCGCAGAGGCCGUCAUGCUCUGUCACCACAGGCCUUGUGGUGAUUGGCUGCCUGCUGCUGCUCCUCUGUGGAGGCUGGCUGCUGGGCACCAUAUUCUGGAUGCACAGUCCGUCCAACCAACAGCCGCAUAGACCCCUGCCACCUGCUCAUGCACACCAGACACCAGACUCUGAGGAAAAAACAGCACUAAAUGACACAGCAGCUGCUUCCCGCCGUCAGGCUUGCAGCUUGAUCCCUGAGGCAUGGAGGUUUGAUUGCUACCCUGAAAGAGGGGUGGUUGUGACCCGGGAGUUGUGUGAGGCAAGGAACUGUUGCUUUAUUCCUGCAUCCGCUCCCUCCUCCGCCACCCGCCCCUCAAAGCGAAAUGGUAUCCCUUGGUGUUUUUAUCCUUCAGAUUUCCCUUCCUACUCGCUUGUGUCAAUAAAUGAUACGUCCCUGGGACAGAAGGGUGUGCUUGUAAGGGAGGUGAAGACCUACUACCCAGCAGACAUCCUCACUCUGGAGGUGGAGAUCCGUCAUGAGACAGACACUCGACUUCGUGUCAGGAUUACUGACCCCUCUAAUUUACGGUUUGAGGUACCGAUCAAUGUUCCCACUGCCUCCAAGAAGGCAGAAAGUCCAGACUACACUGUGGAGAUUUCAAAGCAGCCAUUUGGUGUCGUUGUGAAGAGGAAGGCCACAGGAGCUGUGCUUCUGAACACCACAGUGGCUCCUCUCUUCUACGCGGAUCAGUUUCUCCAGAUCUCCACCUGCCUGCCCACUCAGUUCAUUUACGGCCUGGGCGAGCACCGCUCCACCUUUCUGCAUGAUGUCCACUGGAACACACUCACCAUGUGGGCCAGAGAUGUGCCUCCUAUGGAGCAGACAAACUUAUAUGGAGCUCAUCCAUUUUACUUGGCGAUGGAGGACGGUGGGAACGCACAUGGCUUCUUCCUGCUGAACAGCAAUGCAAUGGACGUGAUCCUUCAGCCUGCCCCAGCCCUCACUUGGCGUACUGUUGGUGGAAUCCUUGACUUUUACGUUUUCCUUGGUCCCGAUCCGGGUUCAGUGAUUGGACAGUACGUGGAAGUCAUAGGCUACCCAGCGAUGCCCGUCUACUGGGCUUUAGGCUACCAUCUGUGUCGCUGGGGCUACAAGACCAGCAAUUCUACCUGGGAGGUUGUGAAGAGCAUGAGGAAUUAUGGGAUACCUCAGGACGUCCAGUGGAAUGAUAUCGACUACAUGGACCAAUUCAUGGACUUCACUUUUGACUCAACAAGGUUUGCCACGCUGCCUGAUCUGAUCAAGGACCUGCACGCUCAUGACCAGCGCUACGUCAUGAUCCUGGAUCCGGGCAUCAGCAGCACACAGCCAGAGGGCUCAUACUGGCCGUACGAUGAAGGGCUGAGGAGAGACAUUUUUAUUAAAGACGCUGAAGGAAAAACACUUAUUGGAAAGGUGUGGCCUGGUCUGACAGCGUAUCCCGAUUUCUCUGAUGAUGCAACACAUGAAUGGUGGUAUGACAACCUUCAGAGGUUCCAUCAGAAGGUGCCUUUUGAUGGAUUAUGGAUUGACAUGAAUGAGCCGUCAAAUUUCCUGGAUGGUUCUACCAAUGGCUGUCCGUCCAGCAGUCUUGAAAAUCCUCCUUACACACCUGGCGUACUAGGAGGUUUGCUGAGAGGCAAAACACUGUGUGCCACUGCACAGCAGAAGCAGUCCAUACACUACAAUGUGCACAGCCUCUAUGGACUUAUGGAAGCUAAAGCGUCUGCAAGUGCUCUGACGCGGAUUGUGGCCAAGAGGCCUUUUGUGAUCUCUCGCUCCACCUUCCCCAGUCAGGGGAUGUACUCUGGUCACUGGCUGGGAGACAACAGGAGCCAGUGGAAAGACAUGUACACGUCAAUUGCAGGUAUCUUGACCUUCAACCUCCUGGGCAUCCCAUUGGUUGGAGCAGAUAUCUGCGGCUUCAGCGAGGCACCGCAGGAGGAACUCUGUGUCCGCUGGACGCAGCUGGGAGCUUUCUAUCCCUUCACGCGCAACCACAAUGCCAUCGACAUGAAUCCUCAAGACCCGACGGCUUUCAGCCCUCUGGCUCGCACAGCCAUGAAGCAGGCUUUGCUGCUGCGUUAUUCUCUCUUCCCCGUCCUCUACACUCUCUUCCAUCACGCACAUGUGCACGGACACACUGUUGCACGGCCGCUGCUGUUUGAGUUCCCAAAAGAUGUCAGAACUUAUGGAAUUGACAAACAGUUCCUGUGGGGGAAGAGUUUACUGGUGACACCCGUACUGGAUCCUGGAGUCGACUACGUGGAUGGUUACUUCCCAGAGGGUCUGUGGUACGACUACUACACGGGCGACUCUGUGCACGGUAAGGGUGAAGAACUCCGACUCCACGCACCUCUGGAUAAGAUCAACCUGCAUUUACGCGAGGGCUGUGUGAUACCAACACAGGCGCCCAACACAACCCUGUGGGUGAGCAGCGGUCAGCCUCUUCAUCUGGUCUCGGCUCUAUCUGAAGAUGGCUCAGCCAGUGGUGAUCUGUACUGGGAUGACGGAGAGAGCAUCGACACCUACGAGACCAGCCGGUACUCCUACAUCAUCUUCAACGUGGAAAAGAACGUGAUGACUUCAGAGGUGCUCCAUAGCAACGUGGAGGCCACAUACAUCACCGUGGAGACGGCUUCCUUCUACGGUGUGAAGCAGAAGCCGAGCAGAGUGCUGGUGAACUCCCAGGAUGCGGCGUUCACCUACAGAGUCAACCAGGUGUUAACAGUCGCAGAUCUCGGGCUCAACCUCAGUCGGAACUUCACCAUCAGCUGGAUGUGAUGAAUCAGGGGGUUUCUAAUCGUUGCUUUCAUGUGCUGUUGGCUGUUUAAAUCACAAGCUGCCGCACAGUGCAGUCUGUGAGUGGUGAUGUCACUGCUUAGUGUUUUGGCUCUGUACUGCAGAACACUGGAGGUUAAAGGGAAGAAUAACUGAAAGUGAAGGUAUUUGUACUGGCUGAACAGUAGGACUUUUAGACCUUUUUACUGUGUAAACAAGGGCUAAGAUUCCAAACUGUUCAUCUGAUGUGGUUUAAAAAAAAAAACAAAAAAUCUCCGUAGUCGGUACAGAAACAAAACAAAGUGACCAGUUACCAGAUAAGACAAAGUGCAGACACUCUGAAGCGCAUGAGGACGUGUUUUUGUUCAUCUCAUUCAUGGCUGAAAAAACGGACUCCUCACUGGAGUUACAGAAACACACAUGAAGUAAAAACAAACAACACGCUGACCUGCGGUAGUUGGGACUCUAAAUAUCUUUAAAUAUCUCUGUGGAAAAUUUCAUGUUAGACAGCUUACAGCCGAAUUGUCGCCUGACUCGCUUUUGGCUUCGUUAACUAUUUUUAGUUUCAUGUUUUGGUUUGAUCAAAUCCGCUUUUUGAAAAUUCUCAUCAGUGGAGAAGAGGAAGUGCAAUAAGCGACAUAGGGGGUGAUCUGCCUUCUUAAAAAUGUGUCUGAAUAUAGUUCAUGAUGUAAAAUAUAUUUUGCUUGAAUGCUGUUGACAGCCUGUUUUUGCACUAGUCAGUAUACUGCGUGUCAUAAAGGUGGAUGCAGGUGCCUUAUGAUUCCUGUUGGUGUGUUGUUGAGCGUCUCUGUGUUCAGCUUUUAUAUCGUAAGCCUGUUUUCAGCGCUGAAGACCACAGCACUGCUAUGCACGAGGAUAAAUUAACCACACUAUAACAGUCUUCUGCAGAUAUUUUACUGUGAAUUUUCUCAGCCCUGGUUUUCUGACACCUCUGGCAGGAGAACAGACAGCAUUUCUUUGGUUUUCAAAAAGUUCUUCCUGCUCAUAUUUGACCUUGAUGCUGUGAAAAUCUGAUUCUGAUCUGACUUUAUAGUUUUCACAUCAACUGUGAAAAACAUGCACCUUUCUAAAGUAACUCUACAAUGUAGUUUGUGUUUAUUCUGAAACCGUCAGUGCAUGUGUGCUGUAAAGCAAAGUACACAAAACCCCAAAAUAUUUUUAAGCAUGUAAAGUCACUGAUUCACAGAAUGAUUUGUUCAUGUUGUGGUAACUGAAAUUGUAACUAUUUGCAGUAUUUUAUGGUACAUACUUGUGUGUAAUAUUUUUGUGUAAUUGAUUAAAUUUAAUUAUAAGAACUAUAUGAAAACUGCUUGAGUUUUACUGUUGUUGUUUUGUGAUAAACAUCUUUUGGGGUAGCAAACAGGCAAAGAAAAAAAAUGUGAAUUUUUUUCCCCCAAUAUGUUGUCACCUUAAAGAUUCAUGGCAAAGAAAAUUCAUGUUGUCUUGAUUUUUAGUAUAUCGAGGCCUGUUAUGAUCAACAGCUUUGAUUUGAAUUCAUUUUACCUUCAUCUGUGCUGCUGGAGCACAUUUGCCACUAGAGGGCACAGUUUCUCAACGCUGUGAUGAUUGCUUUGUAUGAGUCCUCAUAGCUGAUCCUGUGGUUUCAAUAAAGGCUUCAAAGAUCUCA